UGAUGUACUGUGAACUGAGGACUCAGUAAAGGACGUGAGUAAGCUGGUGUUUCUCUGUCCGGCGGUGCCCGCCAUUACCCCCCAUUGUGUGCCUCGUGUUGAUAUGCUCCUGUGUGCUCCGGACCUUGACAACGAAGCUGACGCAGCCAGUCAAAGCGGACAACCAUGGGUGAGAAGGUAACAGUAGUGUCAGGAGUGGGAUUUAGUGUCCGGUGUUUUACCGUGCUUGUGGUUGCUUGUGACUGGUUAGCGUGAUGGAGCAUGCUGAGGCUAAUGGCGGUGGUGGUGAGGCUGAGCCGGGUGAGAGGAAGCCCGACCAGCUCGAGCUGAUAACGUCUAUGCUGGCGUCUAUGAGGGCAGAACAGUCAGAACAGGCAAGGUGGCAAGCGGAACACACACAGCAGUUGAUGAAGGUGCUGCAGUCUAGCCUGGGCUCCUUGAGGGCGGAGGCGCAGGAUUACACCAAUCGUUCCUGCGAAAGUGUGCGAAGUGAACUGGAUGGCGGGGUGCCCGUGGUCCGACAAGGGGUGUUUCGGAAGCCCUGGGAGUGUCAGUUCUGCCCCUCCUGAUGCCGUGGGCGGAAACUGGGGCAUUGUUGGAGCAGCGGGCCCGUGGAGGGUUCCUGGGGGCCCGCCAGCGGCCUCGCGGCCUCUGGGAAACGCUGGUUUGUUGGCGUCAAGUUUCCCACCAUCUUCCCUCGCUUCCUCGUCCGGCAUGGCGCGCGUGCUGUCUUUGUCACCUCCACCCUCACCGCCUCGCUCGCCUUUACCCCGCUUCAAGUCUCGCAAGCCUGCCGAGUACGAAGGUAAGGUAGCCUGGGAGUCCUAUGCUGCCCAGUUUGAUCUGCUGGCGGCUGCACAGGGCUGGGACCAGACUGAGAAGGCCAUGCAGCUGGCCACAGCUCUCAGGGGUCCAGCUAUCGAGGUUUUUGGCCACCUCCCGCCAACGCAGCGUGCCUCCUUCCCUGACAUUGCUGAGGCACUGCGUCGUCGCUUCGGGCACCGCCACCAGGCUGAGGUGUAUCGUGCCCAGCUGAAGAAGAGGACGAGGCAGAGGGGCGAGACGCUGUCCCAGCUGGCCCACGACGUAGAGGCACUGGUGAGAAGGGCGUACCCAACGGCCGGUGAGGAAAUGGUCACCGUGUUGGCGCGUGAUGCCUUCCUGGAUGCCUUGGUGGACCACCAGCUGCAGAUUUAUGUGAGGCAGGCACACCCAGCUGACGUGCAAGUGGCUUUGGCUCGUGCAAUGGAGUUUGAGGCCUUCAUGCAGACCGCGAGCUCCCUGUCUACCUUCGCUCGGCCCCGCAGUGACGUGAGAGGACGCAAGGCUCAAGUGAAGAGGGGGCCAGCGUCACGUGCGGCGAGCCCGGGAGCGUUCGGCGGGCGGUGCUGGCGGUGCGGUGAGAAGGGGCACGUGAGGGCCCGGUGCCCGAGGGAGCGAAGGGCGCUCUCGACCGGCCUGAUCGUGUCGCCUUUCAGCCCUGCUGCGAGGACUGCGGCGGGGCUGGACACCGCUCCAGCGCUUGCCCCAGCCCGAAGGAGGUAG
Portunus trituberculatus (swimming crab) is the source of this 1545-nucleotide messenger RNA. RefSeq lists its product as uncharacterized. Bases 499 to 1545 code for a protein of 348 amino acids. Gene Ontology annotation, molecular function: nucleic acid binding; zinc ion binding. The record is from RefSeq and is a predicted model, not a curated record. NCBI's taxonomy places the organism in Eukaryota, Metazoa, Arthropoda, Malacostraca, Decapoda, Portunidae. The transcript has a single exon.